Molecule: messenger RNA, 1063 nt
Organism: Diuraphis noxia (Russian wheat aphid)
Lineage: Eukaryota; Metazoa; Arthropoda; Insecta; Hemiptera; Aphididae
Molecular function (GO): protein binding
Source: RefSeq, a predicted model, not a curated record
UGUCACAGUGUCAUGUGUCCAUGUUCGAUUUUCCGGUGAAAUUUAUGUUUUUGUAAGCUGGAUAUUAUAUAUAUAUAUAUGUUGGAUAUCCAUCUUGAUUUUAGGUUUUAUUAAUUACGUGCGAAUUUAUGAUACCUUCAUAAUAUCUUCAUACCUACACACAUAUUAUGAUGUCUUAUGUCGUAGAUACAUCAUUGCAAUAGUGCAAUAUUCAAUUAGUUAACUCAACUAAUAGGUAUUUAAGAUUCCGUUGUGAAAUUAUAGCCUGCAGGGCUAGUUUAAAAUAACAUUCAGUGAACUGUAUUUCUUGUUGAGAUUUUACAGAUAAAGUGAACAAUGAAUAAAAUGAAAAAUGAUAACUAUUUGAAGAAAAAAGAUAUAAUUGUGAUAUUUGUUAAUUUAUUGGUGCUAUCCUUAGUUAUAUAUAUUUAUCAUGCUGUUGAUGAUUUGAAAACUAUGCUUUCAAACGAAAGGUUAUGCAUACUUAAAACAUCUUCAAAGUUUGAUUUAACUGAAGGUGAUACAAAUGAAAUUAAUUUUGACUUUUCCAAAAUGAAAAAUUUAAAGGUUAGACACACCAGGUCGACCAAGUCAACAAAAUUUCAAAGUAUGUGCUUGUUCUACUUGGCCCAACCAAAUAUAGAUUUUGAACAUAAUGGUAGUAUCUUUGGGCCAUGGAUUUUGUCGAAUAAAAGUUUUCCAGUUGAUUCGUAUUCUCCUGUAAAAUUAACUUCAAGAAGAACUUUAUUUGAAAUAGUUGACCCAGGACUUUAUUUAGUUUACAUACAGGUAUAUUAUUUGUCGUCUACUAAGAAGAACAGUUUUUCUAUGAUCAAAGUAACAGCUGAUUUAAAUGAAACACUAUCUGUAUGUAGUUCAGUGGGUGUUUCUGGAACAGAAAUCUCAUGUUUCACAUCCAUUGUAGAGUAUUUCAAACCCGGAGAAUCAAUCUUAAUUAGACUAAGGGAAAUGUCAUCUGGUAUAAACCUUAAUCGUAAAGCUUCUCACACUUACCUUGGCUUUACUAAGCUAUUGUAGUUAUUUCAUCUCUGUGAUACUGUGA